Rubroshorea leprosula is the source of this 977-nucleotide messenger RNA. NCBI's taxonomy places the organism in Eukaryota, Viridiplantae, Streptophyta, Magnoliopsida, Malvales, Dipterocarpaceae. The record is from the annotation of a GenBank genome assembly.
CCACUGGCCUCAACAACAAGCACUCGAGGUACGUUUUUUCAUCAGUUCUAUGGGUUAUUAAUUUUCCUCCUUUUUUUUACUGUUUCAUUUUUGUUACUAAGUUCCAUUCAAGGUUGGACAAUGCAUCUUAAAAAAAGUUGAUUCUGGUUUAAUUAUAUUAAGACUUUUGUAGAUUUUAUUUGGUAAAUUGGCUUGCUUGUUUACAAUAAGUGAUUGUAUAUAUAACAAGGUUUCUUCGUUUCUUCUGUUUUCCUAUUAAGAAGACACAAGAGAAGGGAAAUAGAAAUAAGAGGGAUGGAAAUUACGGAAGGAAAUGAUCACACUGUAGUUGUUGACAUGAGGGAGUCGUUGACUUCAUACGAAUCCCUGGUAAACAUGGAUGAUUUGACCACAGAGAAUAGAAUUUAUAAUCAGAUUACCUCGACGAAACAUUGGCCUUCCAUCUUUCAAAUUCCGAGCACGCUCUACAAGUCCAAUAAGAAGGCUUAUCUUCCAAAAGCAUUUUCGUUCGGGCCAUGGCACUAUCGCAAACCUGACCUCGAGGCCACACAAGCAAUUAAAUUCCGCUCUCUUCAACUCCUCUUAAGUGGUUUCCCAAAUGCGACGACAAAGUUAGUAGAGUUGGAGACAGCAGUCUCUACGGGGCAGUUGGAAGCUCAUGCAUGUUAUGCCAAAAAGUCCGCGCUUGCACUUCGGAAUGACCUGCAAAGCCUCGAUGUGGAACUCGGGGUAGACACUCCGAUGCUUAAGUCAGCAAUAAUCGGGGCUACCUUGAAGGCGGAGAUAAGAAAAGCUUAAGGUUGGUUUCAAUUACCUUUCUGAGGUGGCCCUUGAGGGGUAUUUAUAUGUUCCAAUGGAGAACCCGUGUUGGCCUGCCAAGCGAGAUACUCGGGACCGGGAAUUUGAGACAUAUUCAGGUGUGGGCGUACACACCAUAACUAUUGUACAGCCUGUCAUAAGAAAUCAGGUGCGUGCCU